CUUGAUGCUCUGGAGGAGCAUGCCGCUUACAGCACGCACUACCACACCCAGGAGCAGGCCUGCGAGGAGGAGGAGGAGGAAGAGGUCGUGUCACUGAUCGAUCUCAACGACUCAUUGCAGAGAGCUGAGACAUAUCAUAAGAGGCUGGAGACAGAAGUGCUAACCUUCCUCUCUAUGGUGAAAGAGAAUGGACUGGCUGAAAGGCUUCCUGUGGACAUGGUGCAAAAAGUACGGGACGUUUGCGAGCUCUCCAACGAGACGUGUACUGCCCUGCAGCAGUGCGUCAAUCUCUUCUCCAAACAGGAAGGGGCACGGAGCCAGAAGCUGGUACAGGAAGUGGAGAAGAAUAAGAUCCUAUCGGAGGCUCUACAGACUCUGGCCACAGAGCACCAUGAGCUGGAGCAGUCCGUCGUCAAGGGCUCAUCACAGCGCAGCGCCCUCAGUGAAGACGAGUUUUAUGAUGCCCUCUCUGACUCCGAGUCCGAGCGCUCGUUGAGCGGCUUCGAGACGCUGGCCAGCCGCUCCGUCGACGAAGAGGAGGACAACAACGAGGAAGAGGAGGAAGGCUCCGAACUCUUCCGCAGUACGCGCAGCCGCCCCGUCACCAGGAUGUCGCAGGAGGAUCGCCGUGGUGAUGAAGAGGACGAGGACACCAGGCCUAAUGGCGUGAAGAAGCACAGAACGACUUUGCCAGCACCCAUGUUCUCCAGAAAUGACUUCAGCAUCUGGAGUAUUCUGCGGAAGUGCAUUGGAAUGGAGCUGUCUAAGAUCACGAUGCCCGUCAUCUUUAAUGAGCCCCUCAGCUUCCUUCAAAGGCUGUCCGAGUACAUGGAGCACACGUACCUCAUUCACCAAGCCAACGUCUCCACAGACUCCAUCGAGAGAAUGAAGUGUGUCGCAGCGUUUGCCGUGUCUGCUGUGGCCUCUCAGUGGGAGAGGACAGGGAAACCAUUCAACCCCCUGCUAGGGGAGACCUAUGAGCUAGUCAGAGAGGACCUGGGAUUCAGACUGGUCUCGGAGCAGGUGAGCCACCACCCUCCAGUGAGCGCCUUCCAUGCAGAGGGGCUCCAGAACGACUUUGUGUUCCACGGCUCCAUCUACCCCAAGCUGAAGUUCUGGGGCAAGAGUGUGGAGGCAGAGCCCAAAGGCAUCAUCACCCUAGAGCUUCCCAAAUCUAAUGAAGCCUUCACAUGGACAAACCCCACGUGUUGUGUGCACAACAUCAUUGUGGGCCAGCUGUGGAUCGAGCAGUAUGGUACUAUGGAGAUCAUCAACCACCAAACUGGGGAAAGAUGUCAUCUAAAUUUCAAACCUUGUGGACUCUUUGGUAAAGAGUUGCACAAGGUUGAAGGCUACAUCUUAGAUAAAAGUAAAAAAAAGCUGUGUAUGCUGUAUGGAAAGUGGACAGAAUGCUUGUACACAGUGGACCCUGCAGCAUUUGAAGCCCAUAAGACGAAUGACAAGAAGGCUGCAGAGGAAAAGAGCAACAGACCGUGCCCGGGCGGAGGAGGGGAGUCUGACGCCGGCCCGUUACCUGAGAAUGACACUGUGGAGUUGAUCCCUGGCAGCCAGCUGCUCUGGAGGAUAGCAGCCAGGCCACCCAACUCCACAGAGAUGUACAGCUUCACUAUGUUUGCCAUGCAGCUGAAUGAGUUGGAUAAGGAGAUUGAGGAAGUUAUCCCCAAGACUGAUUGCAGACUGAGACCAGACAUACGGGCCAUGGAAAAAGGAGACAUUGACUUGGCAAGUGAGGAGAAGAAGAGGUUAGAGGAGAAACAGAGGGUAGCGCGUAAGAAACGCUCCCCGACAAACGAGGAAUGGAAGACUAAAGGCCCGGCCCUCGGUCCCAGAUGGUUUCAACAGAGUCCGAAUCCCCAUAACGGAGCUCAGGACUGGAUCUUCUCCAGUGGUUACUGGGACAGAAACUACAGCCAGCUGCCUGACAUUUACUAAGAAACACCGAUUCCAAGAUGUUGCUGUGAAUGGAAAUGACAGCAGCAUUGUGAAAGCAACCCUCAGAUGUCCCAUAUUUAACUUUUUAUCCGGCUAUCAUGUUGCUGUGGCUGUUUCCUGCCCCAGUGUUUGGACUGUUUUGUUUUACUUUUUUCCUUAUUUUUUAUUUUUUAUUUUUUUUUAAGGGAUAUGACAAGGAUGAGGAUUGUGAUUUAAAAAUGCAAGCAUCUAAUGGCCUUACAGUUACACGAUUAUAUUACAAAUGUACUGUACUCGAAAAUAGCAAUAUCCUGUUAAGCAGAAACAAUCUUAUGCCAUUCCAACUGCUGUUUAAAAUGCAUCACAAUUAUUACAUCAAAAGAGUAAAACAUUGAACGCUUAUGGGAGUGUUCUUCCAGCCUUUAGUAGACUGUGGCAAUUGAGCAGGGUUAAUGUCAUCAGGGUUGUGGUUUUGUUUGGGACUUUAGUCACCAAGACUUGAGACAAGAUCUUGAGUUGUUAUUCUCUCUCAAUGCUACAGCUCUACGCUACGUGUCUAUUUGUGGAAAAACACUUAGUAUAUGCAAACAGACCUGGAGGUCCAUCAUCUCAUGUGCUGAGGUUAUCCCAGUUCGUUCUGGGAUGGAGUCAGAGUGUCUGUGUUUGAAAGCUGCUUUCACUUUGUAAUGAGUCUGUCACCACCAUGUGGUCAGAUUAGUGCUGUUGGACAUGUGCAGGAAUAAUCUCUUGAUACAUGGCUUCAUAAAUGUUUCGGUACAUCCGCCUUUUCUUCAUUUUAGUGGUCUUUGCUUUGCUCUGAGUUGUAUUUCUGUGUUCAUAUUCAUGUACUUCUGUCCUUUCUCAUGUAAUUUAUGGACACCGAACAACACUAUUCUUUGAUGAAUAGCAGUUGCACCAAGGUGUUGAUAAGGAUUUGAAUGUGGUCAUCUUUUAUUUAAGAAAAGAAACUAACUAACACUGUGGAUCUGUAGAUUUGCCUUACUAUGGCCCUACACAGAUUACUAAAUAACAAUAAAGGGCCCAGUAUUUCAAACUAGAGGUUACGUUUUUGCUGAAGCUGUUGCUAAGUAAAAAUGUAUCAUGUCACUUUACUUUGUAAGAAGUGUGAAAAUGUGAGUCUGUAAUUUACUAACCUCAGAUAGUCAGUACUUUGUCAUUUCUGUACAUAAAGUACAUCUGUGUGUGUCGUGCUGCCUGGAUAUGAGUGUAUGUUUGUAAUGGAGAGAGUAUGAGUGGAAACGGCUUACCUUUAAAGUGACCUACUGAACAAAUGUUAAAAAAAAAUUGCAAAAAUUACUCUAGUUUGGAAAAUGUCUUGCCUUUUAACCACAAUAAGUAAAAGUCACCAUUGGUCUGCUGAUAUACAUAAUGUUACUGGCGAUCCAUGAAUAUGUUUAUGAAGUCCACCUUCUACUUUAUGUACAGAUAUUGGGAGAUGUUUAAGGUCUUGUCUUUAUAUUUGUUUGGCAUGAAUAUGGACUGUCUUCAUGUACACAUCACUUAAUAAACCAUUUAACAAUUUGAA
Clupea harengus (Atlantic herring) is the source of this 3478-nucleotide messenger RNA. It is a transcript of the gene osbpl1a, whose product is annotated as oxysterol-binding protein-related protein 1-like. Gene Ontology annotation, cellular component: perinuclear endoplasmic reticulum; plasma membrane; cytosol. The transcript is spliced from 18 exons. The record is from RefSeq and is a predicted model, not a curated record. Gene Ontology annotation, molecular function: protein binding; cholesterol binding. NCBI's taxonomy places the organism in Eukaryota, Metazoa, Chordata, Actinopteri, Clupeiformes, Clupeidae. The coding region runs from base 175 to 1953 and encodes 592 amino acids.